GGCUGCGGAGCCGCCGGAGCCGUCCUGCUCGCGCUGCCCUCCGCAGAGCGCCCCCUCUGGACAAAGAGGCGAAAUGCUCCCGCCUCCGUCGACUGCCUCCUUCCGAAGGCCAGGAGGAGGCUGUGCGCUCCGGCUCUUCCGUGGAGCCUCGACGCCGCCGGGCAUCGCGCAACAGAGCGCCUGGCGUGGGGAGCACAACUCGGGCUGCAGCUGUCCAUGGCCCCUCUCCUCUCGCCCCCAACUUCUGGGCGGGCCCCCAGUUGCCCCUGGUGACCAGCCCCCCCCCUUGCAGGCUGCGCCUCCCAGCCCUGUCGGAGGGGAGGGGUGGCAAGAAAGAGGCCAAGACGCCCAGGCGGUGCGCGGUGCUUCCUCCCUCCCUCCCUCUCGCCCUCCCACCAUCCGACCAUGAGGCAGCUCGGAGCGGGCUCGGCUUCCUCCAGUUCUUUCGCAGGCGCACCUGAAGGCCGGCAAGACCCUUCGCCGUCUCUCUCCGCAGGAGCUGUGAGGAAAGUGCAGUCCCACCUGGACCCGACGACGGCCACCUCGGACAGAAAGCGCCUCUUGCCGGGAGCUUGAAGCUGCUUCUCAUCAGGUGGAGGAAAGGCGAGAGGAAAGUCAGCCUUGCUUGGACAUCGCGGACGCCGCGCGCCCCUCUCUCCUUCCCUGGGGGUUGCUGGAGGGGAACCAGCUCAGCCAAGCAGAAGCAGCGGCGGAUGGCGCGCCUGGUUCGCUCGGCUUUCCUCGCCCGGCGGCUCACGUCUAGGAAAUAAGCGGCGGCAGUGGCAGCGGCUCCUUCCUACGGUAGAGCGCGGGAGACGUCCAUGAUUUGCUUGUUUGUUUCUUGAUUGCGCGUCUGAGCUGCCUGGGAGCCAAGGCGAAGCUCGGCAAGCCAAGACGGCAGGAAAGGCGAGACCCCGGGAGUGAGAGUUGUUUGCUGAUCUGUGGAGAGAGAGAGAGAGAGAGAACCAGCGUGGGAAUCCAACACUGGAGCUCUUUCAAAGUUUUAAAGUCGAGUCAAGCCCUCUUUGGGAAGACUCAGCAACCUGCUGAGGACCAGAAGAGAGAAAAGAGGAGAGGAGAUGAUUUCCUCCUCCUUCUGUUCCUCCUGCUGCAAUAUCCGUCUGAUUUGUUCCUAACACGGUGUUUUUCUUUACCAGACUCCUGUGCCCUCGAUAAACAAGCGCGCACCAGUUCCGUUGCCAUCUGCUUUCAGUUCUGCCUCAAAGCAGGUGGGCCGAAUCCUGUAGCUCUCCGGCUCGCCAGGCAGGCCCCUUUCCUUCCGUGUCUGAUCUUCGGCUCCCUCUCCGUCGAGGCACUUGUUGCUGCUCGGUGGCUGAGGAACAGAAGACUUCCCGUUGGCCUCCUCCACGCACGCACACACAGAGACACGCGCGCACACAAAGACGCUCUCCCCCUCUCUCUCGGAGGACGGUGCCUGCUCCGAGCUGAAUGCUAGUCCCGGCCCACCUCUGAGACCCACCGCGCCUGCCUGCCUGCCAGGAAGAGAUCGAGAGCUCGCGCCCUCGUCCAGCCGCCCAGCGCAGCUCCUUGCCAGACGGGAAGGGUCAUCGGAGGGCACCUGCGGGCCACCUAACCUGAUCUAUGAUCAGCUCGGUGUGUGUCUCCUCUUACCGCGGGCGCAAAUCCGGGAACAAGCCACCGUCCAAAACAUGCCUGAAGGAAGAGAUGGCCAAAGGCGAAGAGUCGGACAAGAUCACUAUCAACGUGGGGGGCACCCGGCAUGAGACGUACAAGAGCACCUUGCGCACCCUGCCAGGCACCCGCCUGGCCUGGCUGGCCGACCCGGACGCCCAGAGCAACUUCGACUUCGACGGGCAGAGCAAGGAGUUCUUCUUCGACCGCCACCCAGGCAUCUUCUCCUACGUGCUGAACUACUACCGGACGGGCAAGCUGCACUGCCCCGCCGACAUCUGCGGGCCCCUCUUCGAAGAGGAGCUCACCUACUGGGGCAUCGACGAGACCGACGUGGAGCCCUGCUGCUGGAUGACCUACCGGCAGCACCGCGAUGCCGAGGAAGCCUUGGAUAUCUUCGAGAGCCCGGAGCCCGGGGCUGGCGGGGCUGGCGAGGAGAACGAGGAAGAAGGAGCCCGGGAAAUGUCUCUGCAGCGCCUGGGCAUGGACGACAGGCCACCGGGGGCCACGGGAGCAGGAGGCUGUUGCCGCAGCUGGCAGCCCCGGAUGUGGGCACUCUUUGAGGAUCCCUAUUCAUCCCGGGCAGCCAGGAUAAUUGCUUUUGCCUCGCUUUUUUUCAUUCUGGCGUCUAUAACAACCUUUUGCCUGGAGACGCACGAAGCCUUCAUCAUAGAUGUUAACGUGACUGAAACACUGGUGACGGGCAACACAACUGAGACCUUUGUGAUGCGAAAGCUGGAGACAGAACCCAUCCUCACCUAUGUUGAGGGAGUCUGUGUCCUGUGGUUCACUCUGGAGUUCCUAGUGCGCAUCGUUUGCUGCCCAGAUAAAUUGGUCUUCAUCAAGAACCUUCUUAACAUCAUAGACUUUGUAGCCAUCUUGCCCUUCUAUUUGGAGGUGGGACUCAGCGGCCUCUCAUCCAAAGCUGCACGGGAUGUGCUGGGCUUCCUGAGGGUAGUACGCUUUGUCCGGAUCCUGCGGAUCUUCAAGUUGACACGCCAUUUUGUGGGGCUUCGGGUACUGGGCCAUACACUUCGGGCCAGUACCAAUGAGUUCCUCCUACUUAUCAUCUUCCUGGCUCUGGGGGUUUUGAUCUUUGCCACCAUGAUUUACUACGCUGAAAGGAUUGGAGCCAAGCCAUCUGAUCCGAGUGGAAGUGAGCACACCCACUUUAAGAAUAUUCCCAUUGGAUUCUGGUGGGCAGUGGUGACCAUGACCACAUUGGGCUAUGGCGACAUGUACCCCAAAACCUGGUCAGGUAUGCUGGUGGGGGCUCUUUGUGCACUGGCGGGGGUGCUUACCAUUGCCAUGCCCGUCCCAGUUAUUGUCAACAAUUUUGGAAUGUAUUAUUCAUUGGCGAUGGCCAAGCAGAAGCUGCCAAAGAAGAAGAAGAAGCACAUACCUCGCCCAGCGCCACUUGAUUCACCAACGUACUGCAAGUCAGAAGGCAACUCACCCCGCAACAGCAUUCAGAGUUAUAACAGCCCUCCGGCAGCUGCACCAGCAGGGGUGAUGGAGAGAAAAAGAUCAGAUACCAAGCAGAACGGCGAUGCCAACGUGGUGCUGUCGGACGAGGAGCAGCCUCUUUCGCCACCUCACGAGGAGAACCAGCCCAUGAGGCGCUCCAGUACCAGGGACAAAAACAAGAAAGCAGCUACCUGCUUUCUUCUGAGUGCUGGAGAUUUCUCUUCCGCUGCUGAUGGUGGCAUCCGGAAAGGACUGUUGAAUCCUCAGUGACUGUCCCUAGAAGCUGGGAUUGGCUCGAGCAAUUAUCCUGUUAGAAAUGUAAACUGGGAGAAUGUAAGCCGGGAGGACCUUCCUAUUUGCUGUAAUCCUGCUUGCUAUGUAUUCAAUGUGUGAAAACAUGUCAGAGGCAUCCCAGGGAUUCUCCACACUGCCAGUGUCAUCAUGGGCUCUCGUCCUGUACCAGCACCUGAACUCUCUUCCAUCAGCAGCAACAUCCUCUAAUUUUUUUUAUUGUGUUAACUGACUUGUUGGCUGGCAUAGCUACUGAGCUCCACUGUAGUAACUUAAAUGGUUCCUGGACCUUGUCAUAGAUGGACGUUGCUAAUCUUAGAUAACUUUCUUGCAGGCUCCUGCAGAUGCUUCAGUAUGUAAGUGCCAAGCAUUGUCUGCAGCGCUUGUUUUUUUAGACUCUGCCGUAUGUGCGCCAGACUUCUUCAAUGGAAAUGUUCCCUUUCUAAAAAUGAUAUUCGUGGAAUUGUUUGGGAACUGGAACCCACAAGACGUUGAGAGGAGAAGUCCUGACAGAGUAGCUUUGUGGACUAUUAUAACAGGAAAAAGGCAGGACCAUUAAACUGGAGAGGUGGCUAUGUUGCUUCCCCCCAGUGCUACUACUGCAUCCCAGACAGUAUUUAGUACUAUUAUCUCCUGUGCUGUACACAUGCCUCUUCCUGUCAAACUGUACCUAAAAUCUUAAUAAAGAGAUGUGGGAGCUGAAUUCUAACUUUUGGGUAUUCCUGCUGUUGCCUUAUUCUUGGUUACUGGGAAGGUUCAAGCUACCUAGCCAUUAGAGUGAAGUUCUACUGAGCUGCUGUGCCAGUGAAAUGGACUGUAAUUAUCUAGCCAAGAAGACUCUGGUGCCCACGGCAUGGUCUUCUUCUGCAUCCUGCAGCAAAAGCGAAGGCACACGCCAACUCCCUUUUGCACAGCUCACUUCACGUGUUAACCCGACUUCAUAGCCUCGCUUAAUUGAAAGGGCUUGCGCAAGGAUGUCACUGCAUGCUAUCUGUUUAUCAGCAGCAGUGGAAUUGGCUAAGUCACCUGGCAGCCUCCCUAUGAAGCCUGAGAAGCUCCAGGCAGGGUGGCGGCGAUGGGGCUGAGGUUGUUGUGAUUCAGCCAAGAGGCAAAGCAAAGACACGCCCCUUUUCUAUUUCAUCCCCCAGCAAUUACGUGUUUCAGCAUCAAACGAGAACUCUAGCAGUUCAUCCUUCCCAAUACUAUUAUGCUAGAUUGUUUGCAUCGCUGGGGAAUCCUCAUACACAGCAACCUGGAUCCAGCUCCCACAGAUUGCAAUGCAUGAGAGCUUGCUCUGUUUGUGUUAAAUGCAGGGUGUCUCAGCCGGGCGGCUUAACUCUCACAAAGCCUGAGGCUGUUCAAGGAAAUGGGACUGGAACUGAGGAACGUUGCUUUAAACCCAAACCCCACUCAGCCCUGCUGCUUUCCAUGAGCUGAGGUGAAAUUGUAGCUUCAGUAGCAUAUUCCACAGGAGAGCACUAUUUUCUUGCCUGCACCUUUAAUCUUACAGACACACACAUGGGGGCAUUCUGCCCCCCGCCCCCCACUUUUUCUCCAGCUGCAAAAGUUCUAAGGCUACAAUUGCUGCUUCUCAGCAUCAGUUGCACCCUUGAUGAUCCAGAUCAAGAGGACCCUGUGAGGAAGUGUCGGGAGGACCAAGGUGAGGACCCGAGCAAAGUGCGAGUAGGUGCUGUAGUUCUAGGAAUGCAGCUGGUAGCCAGAGAGAUUGCCAGAUCCACAAGUUCCAGAGUGUGCUGCUGUUUUUCACCUCGAGUGCCAGACCUUGACUGAGAGAAAUGUCAUUCCAGCUUUCCUGCAACAGCCUCCUUCUCAUCCUCUGCUGCAGGCAGGAAGGCAACAAGCUGCAGACAAGAGCCAGAACUGAGCUGUCCCUCAACCUUUGAUCUGAGGUCCAUCUUUGGCAACAACAGUAGCAGACUGGGUUCGGCCCUUAUUGUAUCUCCCUGCCCUAGAGACCAAGGACCUUGGAGAGCUGCCAAGGUUCUCUGGCUGCUGGCACCAGCCCUGCUCCUCCGAAGCCAAGGCCCUCAAUUAAACUGGAAAGAAAAACAGCAUCAAAUCCUGAGCAAUCCAAGCUUUGUGGCUGAUGGCCAAGCGUCAAUUACAGAUAAAAACUCUCUGACGCACAGAGAGAAACUGUAUAGUGCCCGCUGAGAUGGGGAAAAGCCAUUUGUAAAUCCGGAUGGCCUGAAAGCUGCACUGCUGGGUCCAUAAUGACAUUGAAGGCAUUGCUGGGGUGCUAAUGAUAUUAUACAGCAGGGCUUGUUUCCAAAAUUGCUGCUGAUCAAUAUAAGCAGAUGCAACUUUCGAUGCCGGAGAAAAAUAUGGGAGCUGCUCUGUACGUGGUACCAGCUUCCUCGGUGACCAAGGCACUGGUUUAAGUGCAGGUAAGUUGGAGGGCUUGUCCACAUUUGAGCAUUAUUAUUUAGCAAUUUAUGCACUUGUCACCCAUGCAAAUUAGACCAAUGUGGUCCAUUCCCACAUGUAUUUGGAUGAAUAUUGAAGAGCAACUUCACUCUUUCCUGUUCCUACCAGUAAGCAUUCCCCUUUGUGCUUGUAUCCGCCUUCUGAUUUGUUGAUUCCAUUAUGCCAAUUAAGUACUGACAGGCCAUGCAUGUGCACCUUGUUUUGUUUUUCUAGUCUACCCAAGACAUGUGCAAAAGUGCACAGGAAAUUGUAGAUUUGCUUGUGGAGUUUUCUAGUUUCAUGCAAAUCUGAGGAAUCCAAAGAAUCACAUACACAAGCUUGUGAUGUGCCCCUACUAGAAUGCUAGAAAAGAAAUGAAAGCAGCUGUAAAUUCUCAGCACACAAUUUUUCAGACUGCCCAAUAUAUGAUUCUGGCAUAGAAGUUUUUUAUUUCGUUUGCUUGUGCAAUGUUCUGGUUUUGUGCAAAUCUGAUGGAUCAAAAGAGAAAAAAAGAAACCCCACUGGAAAUCAUUCCAAGCACAGCCAGAAAAGUAAUGGAAGCAAUGAGGAAGUAGCAGACAUGGAAAGGGGAGUAGCAUAAAGUGAAAAUUAAGCCACACACCCCAAAAGAAUGAAACAAAUAGUCUGCAACCCUGAGUGAAGUGGCUGGAAGCUUGAGUCUCCACAACUUGUCACAUUACCUCUAUCAGGUAAACCCAAAUUUACAAGGGAAGAAUUAUGUUGUUGGAGGGUAAUGUUAUGUGGACUAUACAAAUUAAAUGGGAAUGCUAACACACAGUCAACUCCAGUGUGGACAAGUCAUAAGAGCUACUUAAGUACAGAAUGCUCCUUAAAUGAAUCUGUCAUGAAACUCACACUCCAGCAUUCAAAUCCAACUUGACACCAGUGAAAGAAAAGGAACAUUAGAAAGGUGGAGGAAUCGAACCAUUAACCCAGGUUAGUGACUGAAAGGAUACAGUUAAAAAUGCAACUCUGUGCAUGCUUACUUAUGUAUAUGCUUCCAUUAGGCAGAAUGAGGCAUCUGCCUCGAGAUGCUGAUUUUGGAUGUCAAGGGGUUACUUAAUUUAUUAUGAUUGUAUGUUUUUUUUUAUUGCCAUGGGGUGGUGAAAGGGCUUGGGGGACUUUGUGCUUCAUGUGCCAAAAUAACUUUAUUUUGGGUACCAUGUAUGACCCCUGUAAGACAGUCACCGUUUGCUGCUGUUCCUCAAACAAUACGGAACUGUAUAAGCAGCACUUUUGCACCAAAACUCCACAGACUGUGCUCUUGUCUUAGUGUUUCAGGUUCCCUGUACCUCUCCCUCCUAUAUGCCACCUGCUCCCUGAACUUUCCUGCGGCUUCCUCCUUCCUCUUCUUACUCACCCCACCCUCAAAUUUCUGUUUUACCUUUCACCUACACAAACCUUCUUUAAGUUGUCAAUUGUAAUUGCUCAUGCAAAGACUAGAAGUCCCUGGAUUCGACUAGAACAUGAACAUUCAGAUAUCUGUUGUGACCCAAAACACAUAGCUCUGCAGGGGCUAUGUUCCACCAGCUCCCUACAUGACAUUUUACUAAUGCUCAACAGAUACCACUGCAAAGGAAACACGUUUUUUGCAAUUUCAUCACCAAAGGGUAAGAUAUCGGGAAACACUUUCAACUCUCUGAAAAGAUCUCAUAGCCCAGCAAGAUUGUAUGUGCAUUAAUGACAUCUCCAUAUGAACUUAGGAGCUGUCAUUUGAAUCUUCUCCAAAUCUCUCUGCCUGCCAAAUUUGAUUGGCAGUGGAAGGAAACUCUUUUUACUUCCUUUAUACAUUUACACUUACUGCCUUCUACCAGCACUUAGGAAUGCUUCUGUCAAACACAGUGAAGGCUUGUGCUGAGUGGAAUUCAAAUGGUUUGCCUUAAAUUUCUCCUUACAUAAAGGUGCCGAAGGUGCUAGCAGGGUGGGGUGUUAACAAAAAGCUAGGUUGCAACAUGAACCAUGGGACUCGGCAAACACAUAUAUCUGGGGUAGUAAUAUUGUGUGUGUGUGUGUGUGUGUGUGUGUGUGUGUGUGUGUGUGGUUAGAUUUGGGAUGGGCCUAAGCAUUUGUUUGGAGGACCUCUGUUGAAAAUAUUUUUAUAGGGUGUGUGCUCAUUACAAGAUGAAACAUGGUGAGGAUACUAAAAGGUUCUAAUAUACCAUGCUUAAUGGUUCACUUGUGGUGGCCACACUGAGACAAAGAAUUCCAGAGAAUGCCCCAUUCACUGCACACUGUCUCUAUAUACUCAAAUAAAUAUUUCAGCUUGGUUUAUUUGCAGGUCUUACUUCCUGGAACAAGAGCCUCAAGUUCGGGUUCGAAGUACCCAAACUAUAUACAUUCGGUGUCUAAAAUAUCAAGCAUUCCAGUCAGGCUUUAAGGGUCAGAAGCCACCCACAAUGUUCUUCAGCAGCAGCUGGUAACUACUGGGCCUGGGGGAGCAGCUAACGGGGUCCCUCGAGGCCAGAGGGUCACCAGAGGGGCCCCCAACAUUUUAUGGUUUUCUCCCUGUCCUUCUCCUUUGCAAAGAUACUAUUACACACCACCCCAAUCUCCUAGCAGUGUGAGAUUCCAGGGGUUCCAGGCGCUUACCCAGGGUCCGUGUUUCCUUUUGGAAAUGAGGCACAGCGGAGACUGGGGGGUUGUUUCUUUACACAUAUAUACAACCUGAGCUUAUGGUGGAGAGGUUCACAGUAUUGACAUCCCAAGAGGGUCUUGCUUCUCCCAUAGUUGCACUAUUGGACUCAAACUGACCUCAGCCAUGAUUCAGACUCUCUCUCCAGCUUGCUUCAUUUUACAGAAUGUCACAUGUACCAGAUAUCAUGCAAAAAUGCCAAAUCCUAAACUCAAAUCUAAAACUCUACUUACUUCAAAACUCUCUUUUGUCUUCUAAACUACCGUAACUCUGAGUUAAGGCAGGGCCCCCUCCCAUUUGGCUUUCUCAAUGGCCCAUUACCUUCCCAAGCGAUUUGAUUUAAUGGCUCAUCUCCCAAGCGAUUUACCAGGCUGGCCUGUCUAUUCUAGCAAUUGAAUAUGCACUAGAUCCAGGAAUUACAAAGGGGUCCAGGCAUCCAGGAUAUUUAAGCAGUAAAGUGCAAAAUGUAGAUAGGGCUUUGCCCCUGUUGACCAGGCCUCCCAUGAAUCUUGUAUAUGUUCAUUUAAGUGUGCGUAUGCAUAAGUAGGUAUUUUCUUUAUGAAGAUUGGGGACAGUUUUCCUUAAAAGUUCCCUCAAGGCCACAAAGCCCUGGAGGACAAAUGGCAGGAAUUAGCUUUUGGAAUAAAUUUGCCCCUAGACAAUAACAAAGGAGAGUGUGUAAAGAUUUGUUAAGCAGACAAAAGUAAUGAUUCAAUUCCCAGGGAAGGAAAGGGGGCAAGCAAACUAGACAGAAGAGCAGCCUUUUGAGAGUGUUCGAAUUUUACAGAGAAUGUUAGGAGGAGAAGGAAGGAAGGAAAUAAGUGAAACCUAAAAGGUAAUGGGAGCUAGCUAGCAUAGGAGAUGAGAUAAAAGGCCAUGAGACCACAGAGGAAGAGAAAAGAAGAAAGCGCAGAAAGCAAUGGAAUGAAUUCACAAACCCCAAAAUAGAAUCUUCACUCAGCAUGCCUGGGUUUUUUGAACUUGUGAGUAGUUGCUGAAUAUAAUGAGAACAUUUUGGUAAAGAAAAGUACUUUGAAAGGGGGCUCAAAAGAGCUGAUGAGACAAAGACUUUUGAUCUAGGAAAACAACCCAAACUGUCAUCUAACAGGAUUGAAUCCAAACAGAUGUCAACUUUGUUUUUUAUUUCUAGUCCACAGUUCAGACAUAUUUCCCCCCAAUCAGAACUGAAAGACAGUAUUUGUGUAGCCUAAUCGCAAACUUGUGGGAAAGAAUCAAAGAGAGAAACUGAAACAUUCAGCCUAGAUUGUGGCUGCCUUAUGGGGGAAACAUCAUGCCAUCAAUUUCAGUUUGGCAUGGAGAGGAGAAAACUCAGGGGUCGUAUUCUUCAAAUGCACACACGCCUGUCCAACCUCUGCUGCAAGACUUCCUAUGGGGAAAAGGCCACCCAGCCUCUGGGCAAUUACUUCCAUUGCUGAACUGCUGUUGCUGUGAAGAUGCUUCUACUAAUGCUUCUACUAAACCACCGAGCCUCUUGGGCUUGCCGAUCCUAAGGUCGGCAGUUUGAAUCCGCACUACAGGGUGAGCUCCCAGUGCUUUGUCCCAGCUCCUGCCAACCUAGCAGUUCGAAAGCAUACCAGCACGAGUAGAUAAAUAGGUACUGCUGUGGCGGGAAGGUAAAGGGCGUUUCCGUGCGCUCUGGCACUUGUCAUGGUGUUCCGUGUGCCAGAAGUGGUUUAGUUAUGCUGGCCACAUGGCCCAGAAAAGCUGUCUGUGGACAAACGCCAGCUCCCUCGGCCUGAAAGCGGAGACGAGUGCUGCACCCUAUAGUUGAAUUUGACUGGACUUAACCAUCCAGGGGCUGUUUACCUUUACCUUUUACCAAGAGCGUGGAGGGCAGGGCAGCAGGGAGCUUGGCACAGUGUGAAUUUGGCGGCAGAGCCAAUCUGACCCUCCAGCCACUGUGCCAAGCGUCCUGCUGCCUUGCUUCUUUCCCUCUUGGGAAGCAGCAGCAAGAGGUUGUGUGGGAAGCUGGGAGAGCAACACAGAUCCACGCGACCUACUGCCCUCUUCUGCAAAUCGCACUCUCCUCUCUAUCCUCCAUCCAGACAAGCAAGAGGCAUUAUCAGAGUUCAAAGACACAUCCCAGCCAAACAGAAAUAUCUGGGGUGCAAAGCAGAGAUUUGAGCAACUGAACUCAAUUAAAGCAAGACAUAACAGUGGUGGCAGUCGGUGGAGAAAAGAGCAUACAGUAUUUUCUUUCAGAAAACUGAAAACUGCCCAAGUGAAUUUGUUCAGGUUGUCAUGUUUAACCAUACUACCUCUCCAAAGGCCGCUGGUCCUCCCUUCUUUCAAAGUGCCCUUAAAAGGAGAAGCAGAAAGCCACAGCUUUGUUCCAUACAUCUUCGCUGUGCCUUGGCACAGUGAGAUGGAAACUAGAAACAAGGCCAGUGCCUGAACUUAUUGCAACGUGAAAUCAUGUGACAUUGUCACUGGAGGUGAUGAAUGGUCAUGAUCCAGCUAAGGUUAGUUGGGGCUAAGUCUUGCUUUCAGUAGGACAAAGUAAAGUCAUAGGUGAGGAUUCAAUGCUGAUCUUACUCUGAGGAGACCCACUGAAAUUAAUGAACCUGACUUUCUUUUCUGCCAGGCCUUUGGAUCUGAAUUAUCUGUGGACUCCUUCAGUGGGUGUUUUAACCCUGCUUUUUUUUAAAAUGAAUAUGUUUUAGAUUCUUUUUGUUUUAUACUGGUUUAAAUGUAUGUGUUUUCUGUUUAUUGUUGUGUAAUAACAACGUAGUUCUAUUUAUUUCAGUGGGUCUACUCUAAGUAACAUUUAGUUGUUUAAAUAUGGCUUAGUUGGUAGAACAUGAGACUGUUUAAUCUCAGGGUUGUGGGUUCGAGCCCCACAUUAGGCAAAAGAUUCCUGCAUUGCAGGGGGUUGGACUAGAUGACCCUUCCAGCUCUACAAUUCUAUGAUUCUAUGGAUGUAACCCAGUGGCUUUAGUCAUAAAGGUGAAGGUAAAGGUAAAGGAACCCCUGACCAUUAGGUCCAGUCGUGACCGACUGUGGGGUUGCGGCGCUCAUCUCACGUUAUUGGCCAAGGGAGCCGGCGUACAGCUUCCAGGUCAUGUGGCCAGCAUGACAAAGCCGCUUCUGGCUGUAGUCAUACCAACACUAAAAGUUAAGCUCUGUUUAAUUACCUUUGAAUUAUGGUGCUGGAGGAGACUCUUGAGAGUCCCAUGGACUGCAAGAAGAUCAAACCUAUCCAUUCUGAAGGAAAUCAGCCCUGAGUGCUCACUGGAAGGACAGAUUGUGAAGCUGAGGCUCCAAUACUUUGGCCACCUCAUGAGAAGAGAAGAAUCCUUGGAAAAGACCCUGAUGUUGGGAAAGAUUGAGGGCACUAGGAGAAGGGGACGACGGAGGACGAGAUGGUUGGACAGUGUUCUUGAAGCUACGAACAUGAGUUUGACCAAACUGCGGGAGGCAGUGCAAGACAGGAGUGCCUGGCGUGCUAUGGUCCAUGGGGUCACAAAGAGUCGGACACGACUAAACAACAACAACAAUUACCUUCUAGGCUGGAAGAGCACUCUCAUGAGAUACCCACAUCACACAGUAAAAACAGAUAACAACAAUAAAAAUAACAAUAACAAUUGCAGCGUACAGUCAGAAAUGCUCUGGAAAUAUAUCUAUCCCAGAAACAAGAAGUACACAGUGUUAUUAGUCUAGAUAGAUUUAACUACAAUGCACCUCACUUGUUCCUGGAUAAGAGCCCAUUUCAUUUUCCCAUGAACAAUGGCAAAUUCUUAAUCUAGUCUGCAGUUCUUUGGUUGGACGCUUCUUCACGUGUUCCAUUCUGGCUUAAUUGUAGCUGAUUCAUAGAAAUUCUGAAUCUCAGCAGAAGCUACAGCCAAAGCAGAGUCAGUUUAAGAUGCUUACUGAAGUUCAGGAAGAGAAUGAAUGGUGUGUAUUUUUAGCCCAUGGGGUAGCUGAGUGGUAUUAAAAUUCAGUCUGUGUUACAGACACUUGGGUUGAAUCAGUAUUCCAGCAUGAGUCUCGCUCUCUUCAUACUAGCAUUUUCAACCGAGUGUCUGAAAAGCAAGUGUUACCAUGGAGACUCAGCUCCAGGGCAACAGCACUUCCUGUCAGAAAGCGGCUACACAGGUAGAAAUAUGGCCCAACAGAAACCUAAGCAGCUUUGAGAAUGUCAUACAGUCCAUCUCCACAAAGCAAAUGUCUUUAAUAAACUCCAUCUGGGAGAUACAGGCUAAACAAGAAUUAGGAUUCUUGGUCUGAAGAUCUCCUGCAGGAAAACAGGCUUCAAAAGGCAUCCAUUGAAGCACACUACAUUUCCCCAAAUUUUAUUUCUCUGUUUUUUUCAUACUUCCAAAAAAACCAAAGACCUUCUUGAGAAAGAGUCAAAGACAUUCUUGGAAGGAAUCAGAAAUGUGUAGAUGAAAUGAGAAUAGACAAGUGGCAAGAUUAGAAUAAGGACAACAAUUUCAAUAUUAGAACAGCAGAAAGUUGAAUGGGGUGACAACAGGAAUGUUUUGCCCUGAGGCUGAACAUACUUUUGCAUACACCCCAGUUCUAGUGCUAGUCCGGGUUUGCUUUGCUUUGGUAGGAGGUCAUUGGAGGCUUACUGGCAUUGUGUAAUAUUUGUGUGCAUUUAUAAAGGUGCAUGUUAAGCAUUAGCACCGUGAAUCUGCAACAGAUGCCCCCAAACCCACUGAAUCCAUGUCAGAUUUCAUGGAGAACAACCAGCAUACUAAGAUUUCCUUUCCUCAGCAAGGUCAGCCCACUCCUUUGCUGCCCUGAGGUCUUCACAUCAGGCAGUUGGUUAGGAAGGGCAUUGAAUUUGAACACCCAUCACCACCAUUUAGCUCUCUAGGAGUGCUGCUGCCCCCUUGUUCUUGUAGCAUAGUGGUCAGCUGUGUUCCUACAGGGCUCUUCAGUAGCAGCAGAUCACCCAUAUCUUGCUCUGAAGAAGGGUUCAGAGAUUGCCUGCCCCUCUGAUGCUUUGCCACAACAAAUGCUGUUUAAAGUAAGGUUACCAGACAUCCCCAUUUCCCAGGGACUGUCCCCAGAUUUACAAAUCAGUUCCCAUACAAAAUCCAUUGAAGUUGAAAAUUGUCCCCAGAUUCAUUGAAAAAAAUCUGGUAAUCUUAGUUUAAGGUUUACCUGUUAAUGUUUAAACUCUGCUUGCUACCCAUAAAUCUAAAAAGGAUUUGCUGAGACAGUGCUGGCAAAACAGCACUCUUUGAGGCUGCCUGGCCCACCUUGCUCUGCUCUGCAAGGACCCCACAUUCCCUAGGGUCAUUCAUCAGAAUGAGGCUUUGCCAGCUGGGAAACCUGGAUAGCCACAGAACACCUGCACUGCCACUGCUGCUGUAGCUGCAAAGU
This is a messenger RNA of Zootoca vivipara (common lizard), 13846 nucleotides long. It is a transcript of the gene KCNC4, whose product is annotated as potassium voltage-gated channel subfamily C member 4. Gene Ontology annotation, molecular function: delayed rectifier potassium channel activity; protein binding. Lineage: Eukaryota; Metazoa; Chordata; Lepidosauria; Squamata; Lacertidae. The record is from RefSeq and is a predicted model, not a curated record. Gene Ontology annotation, cellular component: voltage-gated potassium channel complex; dendrite membrane; neuronal cell body membrane. Gene Ontology annotation, biological process: potassium ion transmembrane transport; protein homooligomerization; action potential.